GUGCGCGUGCGCGGUGAGCGACGGCAGUCUGCGCGGCUGGAAUGCAGCGCCCGCCAUGAGGCGUGCGGAGUCCCCACGUCGGACGCGGUAGUUCCCAGCUCUAGUGCUUUUGGGGAAACGGGAGUCGCGGGCGGAGGUUUUGGUUUCUGCUGGCACGCACGUAACCAGGAAACGAGGGAGCUACGAGGCGCUCCGUGGCAAUACCACCUUUGGAAGCUACCACGCGUGGGGCUGACGCCUUGGCCGCAGCCUCCAAUUCUUUAGCUGCACGUUCAGAGUUGCCCGAGGCUUCGCUCUGUCCCCUGGGCCCUGGACACUUGGGGAAGAAAGCGGGAUCUGGGGGUUUGGGGAGUGCCCAUCAUGGCAUCAUCUUAAUCUCUCUGAGGCAUCAAUUGCACUGUUGGCCCAUGGCUGCAGCAGGUUAAUCUUGAAGACUUGGAUGCACCAAUCAGGAACCUUUAUGGGAAGCUCAUUCCUGAUUGGUGAAGGGCUGCUGUAACAGUAGAGUUCCAAGGAGUAAACAAAAAGCAUAGCAACAACUGAGUUUGCUGCCUCACUCCCCUCGGCCUAGGCCAACCUGGACUCCUUCAUCCUAAAUGUGGCGGCCUCUACAUUUUAUAUGAAGACUCUGAUUUUCCUUUCAACUGUGAUCCACCUUAUAACAUGGCAAUCCAAUACAGACGGGAAGAUAAAACCAAACAGCACAGCUAAAAUAAAGUGUAUUCCCAGAAUACCCACUGUGGAAACAGGAUGAAGUUGACCAGUGAAAAGUUGCCCAAGAACCCCUUUUAUCUCUCUCUGUCCCCCUAUGCUGCUAAGAACCCAAAACUCUUCCAGUGGAGAAAGGAGAAGACUGAUCAUUACAACCAUGCUAAUUUGGUGGAUAAGGCAUUGCAGCUCUUGAAGGAAAGAAUAAGGAGAGGGGAUACUCUGGCGUAUUUCCUACGAGGUCAACUAUAUUUUGAAGAGGGAUGGUAUGAAGAAGCAUUAGAACAGUUUGAAGAAAUCAAGGAAAAGGAUCAUCAGGCAACUUACCAGCUAGGAGUCAUGUAUUAUGAUGGCCUGGGGACAACCACAGAUGCUGAAAAGGGAGUGGAAUAUAUGAAGAAAAUUGUCGAUUCUCCAUGUCCCAAAGCAAGACACUUACAGUUUGCAGCAGCUUACAACCUGGGAAGAGCUUAUUAUGAAGGAAAAGGCGUUAAACGAUCAGAUGAGGAAGCUGAAAGAUUGUGGCUUUUUGCUGCCGAUAAUGGAAAUCCAAAAGCUAGUGUGAAGGCUCAAAGUAUCCUAGGAUUGUAUUAUUCAACAAAGGAACCCAAAGAGUUAGAGAAGGCAUUUUAUUGGCACUCAGAAGCUUGUGGCAAUGGAAACCUGGAGUCCCAGGGUGCGCUUGGGCUCAUGUACUUUUACGGACAAGGCAUCCGUCAGGACACGGAGGCUGCCCUGCAUUGCUUGAGGGAAGCAGCGGAGCGUGGAAAUGUCUAUGCUCAAGGGAACCUCGUGGAGUAUUACUACAAGAUGAAGUUCUUCACAAAGUGUGUUGCAUUUUCCAAAAGGAUUGCUGACUACGAUGAGGUUCACGACAUCCCCAUGAUAGCCCAGCUCACGGACUGUCUGCCAGAAUUCAUCAGCAAAGGCAUGGCCAUGGCAUCUUUCUACCAUGCCCGGUGUCUGCAGCUUGGCCUGGGCAUCACCAAAGAUGAAGCAACAGCUAAACACUACUAUUCUAAAGCUUGUCGUCUGAAUCCUGCAUUGGCAGAUGAACUUCACACUUUACUAAUUCGUCAAAGAAUUUAGACCUCAAUGCAUUUCAACAAAGAUCAUCAAGUCUAACACCUUGGAACGAUCAGAAGGCAAGCCUUACCUGGAAUGUUUUCGAGCAGCUUCUGCCGGGCUCUCUGUUUUGUUUCCUGGCUUUGUUCUUUGCUUCGGAUUGUGGUCGGUGGUGCCAAUUUCCCAUUGGGCCAAAAAGCAUCCCGGAAAAGGCUGAUGUAGUAAACCAACAUCUGCUCACUGAAAAUCCAAUUCACUGUGUCCCGGAUUUGUCUUUUAAGAGAAAAAUGGUUCUUGGAUGAGGUUUUCAAAAAUUGUAUUCUCUAUUCUCAAAAGGCAUUUAUCAGUGGGUAGGUUAAGAUACAGCCCCAUCUAAGCGUUUGAUGAAUAAACUAGGAAUUGGAUUUUUAAACUCUGGCUCUGAAAGUUACUUUUCAUUUCGGUAACCCUGAUGACCAUUCCUGGAGCUGCCAUUUUCACUGGCACUGAUUUCUCUACAUGUUUGCCUCAUGAUAUCAUUCAACCUGGAAGGACAAGAACUGGGAAUAGACUCACCAAUUUGUUUAAAGCUUCAAGCUACUCUGUGCAUAGUACUUAACGUACUAAUUUCUCCAUGAAGUGGUAUAAACUGAAAACAUUAAGCCACAUAAAGAGUGUGAAAAGUGGUCUGGAAAACCUUGAGUCCGGCAGUCCUGGGGAUUCAGAACCAGGCCUUUCCUCCAGCUGGCCCUCGGGACUGCUGUGGCAGAAGACAGUGGGCAGAGGUCCCAGGGCAAAGGAGAAAAGAUACCCCCUGUCACCACAAAGGAGGGACUGUGGAAAGACACACUGCUGUCCAGCCACUUCAGCUUCACACAUGAAUGGAACCUGGGAGACCUUGACCUACAGCUAUAGAUGAGGUGGUUAGUCAAGUCUCCCCCCCGACUUCACCUGUCAGAUUCCAGCCAACCACCCGACUGGGGCUGUCAAGAGACAAACUGUUCAGAGCCAAGUGGUGGUGGAACUGGGAGGGGGUCCCUCUGUAGAAAGGGGGAAGAGUCAUUUUAGACCCGUAGUGCCAAGAAAACCUGACGUUUCUAACUUUAGGAAUAAUAAGUCAAAAACCCUUUAAGCAUCUGGACUUCCUAGCCAGAUGUUUAAAGGGACUCUGUGAGGUUUUCAGGAAUAGUAUCUGAAAUAUAUGUUUCAAGCCCAGCACUCUGCAUACAGGAGUCUAGUCAGCGAUGAAGUCUACACUCUACUAGGAGUCAAAACCACAGUAAUCCUGCUGGUAACUGCACGUCUCUUCAGACACUUCCCUUUACUGCUAAGAACCGUGCAAUUCCUAUCUAGACCAAAUAUAAUAAUUUUAUUAAUUCAGGGGGCUUCAACUUUAAGAGAACCUGUUUGACCUGCCUGCCUAGGUGAAAUCUACAUAAAGUCUACACAGACAGCUACUUUGGGUUUGGGUUACUCACUGACACCUCAUAAAGAAAUGAAGAUCGAGAAUCUCAAUUUGCAACUUGAAAUUUGGUGAGUGACUCUUACCAAAGGCCAUCACCUAAGUGUUUCUAUCACUUUAGGCCUGACAUUGUGUUAGCCAAAACCACGGGAAGCUUCUGAAGUAAUUCUAAGAUGUGAAAUUACCGUUGGUUCAUGGCAAGAGGUACAUAUCGUACUGCUGCUUAAUUUGAUGGUGUGUCAUCAUCUGCCUGAGGCAAAAAUAGCAAAGGGCCAGGUGCUAGUAAUUUCUCUACCUGAGAAAAAGCCCACUGAAACCAAGAGCCUGAAAAUUCUCUCCAUGAUGCCCCACCCCCAGCCCCAUGAAAAUAACUGCCAGCUGUAUUCACCACUUUCAAACCACAGCUGCUCAUUUUAAAAUUAAGAGCCCACAUCAUAAAUAGGAGCAAGGAAUGCAUGCAUGAUUUGCUGAAACUGAAAAAUAAAUUAGCAGGUCUAGAGUUCUGAGAAAAAUAGGGCCAUAUGGGAAAUUUCUUUAUCCAAGGCAUGUCAGUAUUAAGGUUAAGAGGUCUGCCUAAGACUGAAGCUGUUAAACAGGACAAUUUUCUGCUUAAAACAAAAGACUACAAUACUAAGUCAACUAAACAAGCCACUAACAUUUUUUUUUAAUCUUAGAAGUAAAGUAAACUUUGGUUUACGAUCACAAGGAAAAUAUGUUCUAUUUGCAAAUGAAAAAAAAUAUAGCAAAAAUCUGUUUCCCAUAAAAAUGUAUAAGAUUUAUAUGAUAAAACUAUGUUGACCUUACUCAUAUAUUUGACAACUAAAUUCUCCACUUGGAAAAAUCUGGUAAUUUCAUCUUAAAAUAUUUUGCUAUACAAAAAAAUUUUGAUUUUUCCCCCCCUUUUAGCAACUGACUCACAUUUUUGUUUGUGGGAAAGUCAUAAUUGUUUAUAAAGAGUACUGGGCACAAAGUAUAACUUUUCUGUGUAUGGAUAAUGUGAUAUAGCUUAGAAUACACUUAUGGCUUAUAGUACUGUUACAUGAUACACACACCCCUCAUGGCUACUCAGAUAUUAACAAGAGGAAACACUAUUGUAAUGUCAUCUAAAAAAUAUAUGGUUUGCGUUUCCCGCCCAAUAAAUACCUGCCAUGCAGUACUCACCCUACUUUCAUCAGCGUCUAAGCCUUAAACGGAUCCUUAUCAUGUGACAUAAAAACACUGUACCCAACAUACUCAAACGAGUCAUCAUGUCAAAAGAGAACUUUAUAGAACAAUUUCCUGGCCCUCGUCAUCCAGCCUGCCAGAGCCAGCUCAAGCGCUGGCCUCUAGAGCACCGUGCAUUCUGUGGGAGAAGUUCUUGCAGAAACCUCCUUCCCUAUCUGAUCACAGAAUCCUAUCAUAAACAGAAAGUGAGAGACACUAAAAUACCUUCCAUUGGGGAGGGAGCUGGACUAUUAGAGGCAAAAGGGCAGGACAUGAAUUCAAAUAUUAAUUUUGUGCAACUCACUUGUUGAUGGUUCUUCCAAAAGUGACCUGAACGAGAGCAAUUAAUGUUCUUCUCACCCAUUUAAACACUAAAAUAUAAAUCAGAGGAAAAGCAUUAUCACAGGCUGUCACAAUCGUGACAUUUUCAUAGUGGCACAAAGCAAAAAUCUCACAUCACUCAAUCUGAGGCCUGACACUAAGUCAGGGGUUAUGAGAUCCGCAGAGUUUGGGUCUAGGUUAGCACACUUUCGCCCAGGGAAAUUCUAAUGACUGAGCUUUCAUUUUCUACUUAGCAAGUGAUGAAAUGAAACCUGAGACUUUUUACAGCUUCUCAAUGACUGAAACAACAGCUGAGCUAGCAAGUGGCAAUAAAACUUCACGUGUCUGGGCUAU
Sus scrofa (pig) is the source of this 5092-nucleotide messenger RNA. Lineage: Eukaryota; Metazoa; Chordata; Mammalia; Artiodactyla; Suidae. The record is from RefSeq and is a predicted model, not a curated record.